GGUCAAGGAGAGUGGACGAGUGGAGUUCCGCCAUGAAUCGGACAGUAGAAGACGCCGAGGUCGGUCGUGACGGAAGAACCAGGAUGCGAAGUCGGCAGGUCGACGGCGGCCGCUUUCGCGGUUCGGACGCUGAGCGCCUCUCGAGGUCGACGUCGCGACUGUCGGACAGCGCGGACCGCGUCACGUCGUCUGAGCGUCGUGAAGGGAGACUUAGGAACUUCGUCGAGUGAAGUAGAAGUUGGAUGAAGUUUUGGCAAUCAGGCCCUAUGUUUAUUAGUACCGAACCUCAGAAGGUACGACUGGACCCUCCUGGCUGGCACCUAACAGUGCCUCCGUCCUCACCUUCUCACCGAGGAUCGUCCAGUUUUCGAAGUGCUGUUCCCGGUCCACUGGACCGGGACCGGGUGUCCGCGCCGGUUCCGAACCCCAAGCACGACAACAGACCAGCGAAACGCUGUUUUGUGUUGCAGAAAGAGGAUGGGAGAAGGUGUAUCCAUCCAGCGAACAUGCAAUUCGAUGAACACCCGUGUUUUCAUGCUGCAAUUCUUUCACAGAUCUCAACCUCCAGAUCUUUCAGCACACGAACGUCGCCAUUCUCAGUGCCAUGGACAUGGUGCUGUUGUGGCGGCUCUUUUUGACCUUCUUUGUUGGGCAAGCCCAGGAAGAACCUCCUUGUGUGGAUCUACUUCAGCAUCAGCUUCACUUGGAGAAUGCUUCCAUGAUGGCCAUCGACACCGGCCAUGUGGCACAGCAGGCCCCGGCGGGGCCACUGGUGCCCGUGGCGCCGGCACCGCCACCGGUUCCAGCACUCACAAAUCCGGGGUUGAAAGCCAAUGUGGUCAGCUACCAGCUGUGGCAAGCAAAGACCCAGAUCAAUCUGAAUGUGCAGAACAACAUCAAUGAAGCGCCGCCAAAGGAGCCUUCUUGGGAAGAUGGAGACAAGUGGGCCAACGCCAUCGGCGCAUCUCAAGGACUUGCUCAAAGCAUUCAAAGCUGCGCGGCGACCUCCUCGACCGCAACGCCCGGCUGGACCGGCUCGUGUAUUAACACUAUCGGAAAUAAUGCUCUUCAGGUGACCAGCCAGGUGAUGAUGCUUGCAGACGUCUGUAUACCGGAAGGUAUCGUAGCCGCCGGGGUGGGCGAGAUGGUGAUCUCGCUUCUCUUCGGCGGCAGCAGCAGCAGCAGCAGUCCGAGUCCCCCCCCAAUGAAUGCUCAACAAUUGGUGGACGCCGUUGAGCUUGGAACUUUGUCGACGACCUGUACGUUAAUGUCGAAUUCUGUGCAGGAUGUCAUUGCUAGCUUGCAGACAAUCCUCUCUGCCACAUCGCAAAACUAUUGGUCGGUGUCAAAUUGGGAUACUUGGACUGGAUCAUCUCCUCAAUCGAUCCUCUAUGCUCAACAGCAGUUGCUUACGUUUGCACAAGAUUGCAUUCAGACCUAUGCGCAAACCACCUUUUUGAAGAGUACGAGUGACUUCGUUGGAUCCUUUAGCCCUCAGUGCAAGAGCACGUGCGGCACGGAGGAUGCGUACAAUCAACAUUAUACGGCUUGCAGCGGGGGUGCACAGCAACUUAACCAAUGGCUAACGACUUGGGACGCGAAUGUGCAGUUGUUUCUGAAUGCAACCUCACUUUUUGGCGCCGCGCGCUCCGCUGUCCAAGCUAUAGCAAGAGCCAAUGUCCUGGACUACACUCUGUCGGAAGUGAAUACUUACAAAAACUUUAUCGCAAGCACUCAGUCGCUCACACCAUGGGUGCUUUUGCUUACGAAGCUUCAACAUGACAUGUGUGACCAUUGCUAUGGGAGCCAGCAGUGGCCAAUCAUCAAGUGCAGUGGGAGUGGCAGCCAAGAACAAAGAGAAAAGAUGAUCACCUUGAUGGGGCAAAUGGUCACAAACACGUUGAAGGGAUUUGACGAUAUGGGUCUUACUACAAGCGUGGACACAAGUUGGGUUGACUUGCCGUGCAAAUCUUGUCCUCCAGGCUGGAUUCCUGUCGGAAAAUGUGAACAAACAAAUCCCGGUGCGGCUUGGUUCGAUGGUGGAACCCAGAGCUGUGUGUCUAGCUGUGGAUGCAUGGAACACGUCAACAAAGGUUGCUACAAGGUUUUUGCAGAUUUGGCAAACCAAAACCCCUGGCCCCUCCCCCCACUGCCGUCACCUCCAGCCACCGGGCCGCCGAUCAGAAUCAAUGUGACCAUGAUCCAACACAACGGCCUGUGUGUGCAUCAUACUUCGAAGGCCCUUCUUCACUCGUGCAGCUCCUCAUCAGACAAGAAGCUCUUUGCGGUGAUGUCCCAGAACUUCCUCUUCCCGGACCCCAGUUCCAGCACACCGAUCUCUUCCACGUCAGAGCCUUAUUGCUUCUUUGCAAAGGAGGGGGCCCUCGACAUUGGCACAGGCAGCGACUGCCAAAGCGGUUGGCAGUUCCAACAUGUGGCAGCGAAUGGCGCAGGAUCUCCACCCGGCACUUGGCCUGUGCAGAUUGUCGCCAAUGGUUUGUGUUGGACGGUGUCCGGCUCAUCACUUGUACUAUCCAAGUGUGCACAGGCCAGCGCUCAGCAGACUUUUGUACUCGUUCAGCCUUAGAUGGCCGAUCUUUUCACAUCUUUUCACAUCUGUUCGAAAAGGACAGAGUUAUCAGAGUUCUACCCACAGUUUGCUCGGUAAUAAAAGACACCGAUGUUGGAGCGAGUUGGUGGGUAUGGCGUGGUCGGGAGCUGCCACGACGGUGGAACUCUGGCUUCCACACCAGCAGUCACCAUUCUCGGGGAAUUGGAUGUGGAUAUUAUAUAUAUAUAAUAUAUAAUACGAUAAAUAUCCUCAGUUGGUCGCGUGAACGCAGAAAACACAUGUGAAGAUGGUGCCAUGUGUUUGUUCGAAAUUCACGCUUUUCGGACAGACAGCGCCCAGGUUGUCUUCCCUCGUCCGCUCUCCAGCGACACGGUGCCGGGAUGAUCCUCUCGACUUCGGCAUCCGAGCGGGCAGACUUGGUCGGGGGCGUGCGGCAGUUGGAUCCGUCCGAUGUGGAUCGAAAUCAGUCCUCGACUUCUGGAUCACACGGAUGUACCGUGGUAUACUUUGAAAGAUGGGAGUACCCAGACACGAGUCUGCGACUGCCGGACUGCCCCAGAAAGACCACCCCGGUCGGCCACUUCCCUUUGACGCGUUGUUCGUGCAUAGCAAGAUCGGACCUCAUCGCGCAGCAUGGUGCAAACGCGGCAGGAAAUGAUCGAGG
Messenger RNA from Durusdinium trenchii, 3236 nucleotides. NCBI's taxonomy places the organism in Eukaryota, Dinophyceae, Suessiales, Symbiodiniaceae. The record is from the annotation of a GenBank genome assembly.